Molecule: messenger RNA, 7282 nt
Organism: Onychostoma macrolepis
Lineage: Eukaryota; Metazoa; Chordata; Actinopteri; Cypriniformes; Cyprinidae
Gene: mypn
Product: myopalladin
Exons: 21
Coding region: 193-5940 (1915 amino acids)
Source: RefSeq, a predicted model, not a curated record
GACAAAUGUUUCUGCUUUUCUGGCGGGCGGUCACUGCCUUGCUGCUGUGAACUCCAAGGUUAACUUUGCUCAAGACUAGGAAAAAGCUGUGGCAGCUGCGCUCAGGCCAGCUCUGGAAAGCUGGAAUUAAGUGGUUCAUAAGCAGGUGCAGUAGAUCUAGACGUUGUGGACAUUCACACAAGUCAAAGCAGCAUGCAGGAGAACAGCAUGGAUCAGCCCACGUCUUUAUCGCAGCUUCUGCGUGAGAGUUACCUGGCCGAGGCCCGAGCUCAUCACAGACACGGCGAACCCAGCUGCAUAGACGCCCCUCGCCGUCUGGUGUACGGGACGCUCAAGGAGAAAGCAGACGACUCCGGUGGGAAAGCGGAGCCACAGUUCUCGGACCUGUCUGCCUUCCUGAGCCAGGAGGAACUGGACAAGAGCGUCGAUCUGGCCUGCAAAGCCAUCAGCAGCGAUCCUCGAGAACGUGAGGAGAGAUCCGACGCACGUCCACCAAUGAGCCUCUAUAAUCUUCCUUCCAACAAACCCACUCCAGAAACAGAGGUCAUUUCGGAAAGACCAACAGUCCAGACUCCCAUCCAAGACAAUGCGAUCAGGAACGUCAGAAGUGCAAGGGAACCUGCGGCGGAUUUCAAAAGACCUCAGAGAAACGCUCCAUACGGCUUGGAGACCCAAUCCAAGAAGGAGUUCCUCAACAAAGCAGCUGAUUUCAUAGAAGAGCUUUCGUCUCUGUUUAAAGCCAACAGCUCCAAGCGAGUUCGGCCUCGUACUUGCAAACCCCACCGGAGCCGAUGCCAGAACAAAACCCAGCUUGAUGGCACCUCGUACUCCAUUAAUGCAGAAGAUCGAGAAAGACCUAUCCUUCUCAACCAGCAGAUGGAGGAGCUGAUGGAGAGCAGUCGAGUCACGGAGGAGCCUCAGGAGCCGGAGCCGGAGCCGGCGUGUGAGGAACCGGCUCUGAUUCCACCGGAGAGCUCGGAGGAACCCGUGUGUGAACCUCCACACUUCAUACAGAAACUCAAAAGCAGGGAGGUUCCUGAGGGCAGUAAAGUGCAGCUGGAUUGUAUCGUCAGAGGACUGCCUGCUCCUGAAGUUCGGUGGUUUUGUGAGGGUAAAGAGUUGGAAAACAGUCCUGAUAUUCAGAUCAUCGCUAAUGGUGAGCGACACACUCUGAUCAUAGCAGAGGCGUUUGAAGAAGACACGGGCAGAUACUCGUGCUUUGCCUCCAACUUUUAUGGCACAGACUCCACCUCAGCAGAAAUCUACAUUGAGGGAGCAUCUUCAUCAGAUUCUGAUGAAGAAAAACAUUUUCAAGCAGAACUCCAUAAAAGUUCUCCUCAGCCCAAACCUGCUGUGGUCUUGGCAGAACCCAACACAUCUGCUGAAGACACCACACCAACUAUAACAACCACCUUCGCUGAACCACCAGCACCUUCUGACACAGAAGCAGAGCCACCGACUGAGCUGAUUGCUGACCCAACCUCUAAGCAGGAAGAUACAGAACUUCUGAGUUCCAAGGUUGUCAGCUCUGAAAUACCUGUACUAGAACCAACCAUAUCUGUAGUAGAACCAACCGUACAUGUACUAGAACCAACCAUAUCUGUAGUAGAACCAACCGUACAUGUACUAGAACCAACCAUAUCUCUAGUAGAACCAACCGUACUUGUACUAGAACCAACCAUAUCUGUAGUAGAACCAACUGUACUUGUACUAGAACCAACCAUACCUGUACUAGAACCACCAACGCCAAUAUAUGAGGUGGAGCCCACUCCACCUAUUCCUCCACUGACCAUUGCCCCACCAUCACCUCCAUCCAGCCAAAAUAUCUCCGAUGUACUGUUAACAUCUCAACAGAGCAUUUCUGAGAAUCUAAAUGGCAGCAGUAGUUAUCUUCAAAGCUUCGAUGUAAGGCCCAUGAUGGCAGCUCCAGUUUUUACGAAGAACCUCCAGGAUAUCCUGGCUGUAGAGAGUCAGUUGGUAGUUCUGGAGUGCAGAGUAAAAGGCAUUCCCUCCCCUAAAGUGGACUGGUACCGGGAGGGAACACUUGUUGAAGAUUCUCCAGACUUCAGAAUCCUUCAGAAGAAACCAAGAUCCAUGGCUGAAUCUGAGGAGAUAUGUACUUUGGUUAUUGCUGAGGUCUUUCCAGAGGAUUCUGGAACAUUUAUUUGCAUAGCCAGCAAUAAAUAUGGCACAGUUUCCAGUACUGCCGUAUUGAGAGUAAAAGGACACAAUAAUAUCACCACCAACCCUAAAACAACAAGCACUUUAACAGUGGAAUCCUCCCUCCAAAAUGUUCUGGCAACAGAACUGAUGUCAACAACUUUAAAGAGUAAACCAAAUGUUCCUCUGGUAAACAACAAGCUUCACUCAAGUAUGAUGUGCCUUGACCCUUUGAGCUCUGGAUAUAAGCAUUCAGACCUUCAGGACUCUGGAACGCCUCGCUCAGAUUCCCUAAAUCCUAGUACCCUUCGCCAUGAUCUCACCACUAGCCUACCUAGUCUAAACCCUCUCAGCAUUGGAAAAUACAGCUCAGAUACUUUCAGGACUAGUUUACCUCAGCUAGACCCACUCAGCUUCAGUUCUUCUUCAUUGAACUCAGACUCAAACCAUAAGCCUCUCAGCUCUAGCACAACACACUUUGAUUCAGGAGGGUCUGGUUUUAAGCCUUCCACAGAAGUGACCCAAAGUCCACCAAAUGGAUCAACCUCCAGCAUCACUAUGAGCUCUGAUGCCUGGGUUGAACCAUUACCAAAUGGUUCAAAACCAACCCCCAGCCCUUCUGUUACUAGUCUCCCACCAGUAAACUCCAGUAACCAUCAAGAGCAACCAACUGUUAAACCCCUACCAGAUCCCCCAACUUCUUGCCUCAAGACAAGACCCGAGGGUGUGUUAGGGAAUCACAACGAAUCCCGCUCUAAUUCCCGAGUUGGCCUCCGUGUAACCUUUAAACUCCCGGAGGAUGAAGACGAAGAAGAGAAAGGAAUGUCAUCUAAAGAUCCACCACCAGUGUUGGCUAAACCAAAAUUAGACCCAGUGCAGCUUCAGAUCCUCCACAACCAGGUGCUUUUGGAACAGCGGCAGGAAGACGUCUCCCCAAGCCAAGAUUCACCACAUUUAGACAGGAUAAGUUGUGAGCCACCACCUGUCAAGCCAACUCACCCUCCUGCAAAUCCAGUUCCUUCCCAACUUCAACCACCUGCUCUUGUAAUGAACUCUGCUCCAAUUCCACUGCCAAUCCCUGCAUCUGUCCCUCUACUUCCUACAGCACCUGCUCCCAUAUUAAAAGCUGUACCUGUAUCCCAAUUGAGCAUGCUUUUAACCAAUUCCAUGCCCUUGCCCCAACUUACUCCAUCAGCCACAACCUUACACAACCACCCUCCAAUAUUUCAACAAAAUCUGGUUCCUACUACUUUAAGUACUGUUCCACCGGGUAUGGUUCCCUCUAACCUACUAACCCAAACGAAUGUGGUGCCCACUCCUCCUCAGCUGAAUUUGGGGCCAGUCUCACCCAGUGUGGCUUCAGUUACCCCUAUGCCAAGUGUGAUCCCAAUAACUCAACCAGGAGGAGUUCCCAACAUCCCUAUGCCUCCAAAUUUGGGACCUUCUGCACAUUUUCCUCAACUUAUCAUGGCUCCAACCACCCAACCAAACCCCAACCAUGUGGCCAGUGUUCCACCCAUUACUCCUUCCACUCAUAUUUCACAAAUAAACAUGAAUCCAGCCUUGCAGAUGAACUCUGUUCCUGUUAGUGACACGAGUGUUGCCAGAACACAGGCACUGAUAUCACCUAAUGCAUCAGCAGUGAACAACACUGCGCCAAAGUUAAACACCACCACAAAUUCUCAUCCCAGCAUGGCUCCACAAAACACACAUUCUCAAGGUGUGUCUUAUCCACUCCUGGGUACAAUCACCUCAUCACAUCUAGUGAGAAAUCAACCUGCACCCAGCCCGAGUCCAAUGUCUCCACCUCCGUUGAAUGACACCCGGCCUCCACUUCCUGGGAUUAUUCCAGUCUCCACCCAGAGCUUCACCUACACAAGGCCGAAGGAGUUCAUUGCGGCCCAGACACUCUCUCCUAUCAGGAGUCCUUCCCCAACCGAGUCUCCUGUUCCAAUGCUCCAUGAAUUAGCUGCACAGAUAUUCCCGAAGUCGACGCGGGCGCUCACGUCGCCCGUCAACCAGUUCUCUCCAUCCCCAAGAAAGUUCCCAACAAGAGUUCUGGAGUGUCCAAGCAGCCCACCAUAUGUGUCCUCACCACCUCUACUGCCUCCUGGGCUGGUGAAUUCAGUGUUUUCUUUUAGAACUCAGUCACCCCCACAAGCUUCUUCACCAACGUCUAGCAGCUCCACUCCUAGCCCCAUCCAAAAUCCAGUGGCCUUCCUUAGUUCAGUCCUUCCUUCACUUCCAACAUCUCUUCCGACCAAUGCCAUGGGCCUGCCUAAGAGGGCCCCACCUGGGCCUCAAGGUGCACUAAAGAAGAAUCAAAGAGGCUCCAGGCUCAUGUCUGAUGAUGACAUCCGCGAGAGCAAGGAAACACUGUUACAAGAUAUUGAGAAGAAAUUGCAAUUUAAAAAUGAACAGCUUAGUUUUGGACAGCAGAAGCAGAGUUAUUGGGGGGAAGUGAGCCGACCGCUCGGACCAAACAUUCCCACUGCAACUGUCAUUAACUAUGACGAGGAAUACAAGGUGUCGAGCUUUGAGCAGAGGCUAAUGAGUGAGAUCGAGUUUCGUUUGGAAAGAACUCCGGUUGAAGAGUCGGACGAUGAAGUUCAGCAUGAUGAAAUUCCCACUGGAAAAUGCAUCGCGCCCAUCUUCGACAAGAAACUGAAGCACUUCAGGGCUGUGGAAGGGAUUCCUGUCACAUUUACCUGUAAAGUUGUUGGAAUUCCGAUUCCUAAAGUUUACUGGUUUAAGGAUGGAAAGCAGAUUUUGAAGAAAAACGAGCACUAUAAGAAGAUCAGAGAGGGUGAUGGGACGAGUUCAUUACACAUAGAAACCGUCACAAGUGACGAUGACGGCAAUUAUACAGUCAUGGCAGCGAAUCCACAGGGCAGAAUAAGUUGCUCUGGCCAUUUGAUUGUGCAAACGGGUCCCGUGCGAAACCGUCCCGUGGUUCACUCGCAGAGAGUCCGAGCACGUGUACAGGAAGUGGAGGGCGAGCCGACUCAAGAGCGCUUCUUUCGUCCGCACUUCCUGCAGGCUCCGGGAGACAUGUCGGCUCACGAGGGAUGCCUCUGUAGGUUAGACUGCAAGGUGAGCGGGUUACCUCAUCCUGAAAUCAUGUGGCUUCUCAACGGGAAGCCCAUAUAUCCAGACCUCACUCACCGAAUGCUCGUGAGAGAAAACGGGAUCCAUUCUCUGGUUAUUGACCCUCUGACUCAAGCCGAUGACGGGAUGUACACCUGCAUCGCCUCAAAUAAAGCGGGACAGAGUUCAUUCUGCCUCGAGCUCAGAGUAGUGGAAAAAGAGCUGAAGCAGGCGCCGCAUUUUGUGGAAAAGCUGCAGAACACAGGCAUCGCCGAGGGCACCCCGGUGCGUCUGGAGUGCAGAGUUGUGGGAAUGCCACAGCCGGUCAUCUACUGGAAGAAAGACAAUGACACAAUCCCUCACUCGAGGGACAGAGUCAGCAUGCAUCAGGACACGACAGGUUAUGUUUGUCUACUGAUUCAACCGACCAGAAAGGAAGAUGCUGGCUGGUACACGGUGUCUGCUAAAAAUGAAGCAGGAAUCAUAUCAUGCACAGCAAGACUAGACAUAUAUGCUCAGUGGUAUCAGCACGUUCAUCCACCGAUGAAGAAAACGCAGUUUGUCGGGAGUCGCUACGCUGCUCUCACCGGCCAGGGUCUGGAUAUAAAGUCAGCCUUUUCCAUGAGCGACAACGGCCCCGUCAUAUUCUCUGCCUCCCAACAAGAGCGAAGGCUAGAAAGUGAGGAGCUGUAGAUGCUCGCAGGUUAAUGCUGGUGCACUGAUGAUUUAAAGACAGCACAUUGUGUUGAGUAGAUGGAGUAACAAUCUAAAAGCAAACAAGGAUCUGAUGUUUCUGCACUCAUUUGUUGUUGUAUGUGUCUUUACACGGGCCUAUUAUUUAUAGGAAUAGUUCAGCCAAAUAUGAAAAUGGGCUAAAAAUCUGCUCAUCCACAGGCUAUCCAAGAUGUAGAUGAGUUUGUUUCUUCAUCAGAUUCGGAGAAAUGUAGCACUGCAUUACUGUCUCACCAAUGGAGUGAAUGGGUGCCGUCAGAAUGAGAGUCCAAACAGCUGAUAAACACAUCACAAUAAUCCACAGCACUCCAUCAGUUAACAUCUGGAGACGUCAAAUGCUGCGUGUUUGCAUGAAACAAAUCAAUCAUUAAGAUGUUUUCAACUAAAAUACGAGUCCAUAAUUCAUAAUAAUGCUUCCUCCAGAUGUUAACUGAUGGAGUGGUGUGGAUUAUUGUGAUGUUUUUAUCAGCUGUUUGGACUCUCAUUCUGACGGCACCCAUUCACUGCAGAGCAUCCAUUGCUGAGACACUGAUGCAAUGCAAGUUUUAAGUUUUGGCUGAACUAUAUUUAGAUCUAAUGGUAGAUGAGCAUCUACAGGUUGUUUUUCCUCACUGCAUUUAACUUUAUUUGCACAUGAUUUUUUCCUUUAAUUGAUAACAUUUGUGCCAUUUGAGGCAUUAUGCAAUUUUGUUUUGGUCAGUUUGUUGUAAUUUUUUGUCUGUUGUGCCCUUUGCAUUUUAAUCUGCUCUUUUUAUUAGACUGUGUGUCUGUUGCAUUACCAACUGUGAAUGUGGGCUUCAGCUGGUUUUAUUUAACACAUGAACUACUGCUAUUGUUUCAUGUUUCGGUAUAAUAAAGAAAGCAUGAAAGAUUUAGAAAGUGAGAUUUAGAGAUUUAUUUUAAACAAAACUAUACUUUCCAAAUGUCACGCUGUCAUCUGAUCCUAAAUGAAGCCUGAUCAAAUCUAUUGCUAAUCUAUUUAAUAAAGAACGAUAUAAGAAUGGGAAGAAUUGCAUUAUAUAAAUUCUCUUACGCUGCAUGUGAAAGGAAAAAAUGAAUUUUGUCUUGUUUAUAUAAUGAAUACUGCUGCUUCAGGCAAUUCUCUGUAGAGCAAUAUGACAAUCUUAUAUUAAUAAGAUUAUAUAUUAAAUAUUAUAUUGGAUAUUAUAAGUUGUUGUGGAAGUUUACAAAUCCAAUGUAUUGUUAUACUGUCACUAGAAUAAAUAAAUGCAAAUACCUAACUUGUGAAAAUGUACAAUAGUUGUUUUUCUUGAAAAUAAAGUUAUAUUUAUUCAAACAAGGA